CGAUUUUAACGUAUUGGACAGCUCCCCGGAUGCGGCUGUGAUUGACUAUACCAGGCAAAAAGAGAUCGAAAGAGUGGCGGUGCUGCAGCCCCAGUGGUCGUAGGCAGGAUGCAGACCAUAAAGUGUGUGGUGGUGGGUGACGGGGCAGUCGGUAAAACCUGCCUGCUCAUCUCUUAUACCACCAAUGCCUUCCCCGAAGAGUACAUUCCAACAGUGUUUGACAACUACAGCGCUCAGAUGAGCGUAGAUGGCCGCACUGUCAGCCUCAACUUGUGGGACACAGCAGGCCAGGAGGAGUAUGACCGCCUGCGCACGCUUUCCUAUCCCCAGACCAAUGUUUUCAUCAUCUGCUUUUCCAUUGGCAGCCCCUCCUCCCAUGCCAAUGUUAGGCACAAGUGGCACCCCGAGGUGUCUCAUCACUGCCCCAACGUGCCCAUCCUGCUGGUGGGCACCAAGAGGGACCUGAGGGGUGAUGCAGAAACAGUGAAGAAGCUGAAGGAGCAGGGUCUGGCUCCUACUACCCAGCAGCAGGGAAACGCCCUGGCCAAGCAGAUUGGGGCUGUUAAAUACAUGGAGUGUUCUGCUCUCCUGCAGGAUGGUGUCAGGGGGGUGUUUGAGGAAGCUGUGAAGGCAGUGUUGUAUCCAGUCACGAAAAAGAGCGCCAAGAAGUGUGUGCUGUUGUAAUAAAUGGUUCCCAGAUUUGGACUGUGGAGAGGGAUGAUGGAGAUCCAUAGAUGCAAAGGAAGGCUGAGGAACAAACGUUGCCAUCUGACUGCCACCAUACCACCACUGGCAGUUUAGACUUUGUUUUCAGCUCCUCUAUUACUCCUCUCUUCCUUAUUCAUCUCCUGGAGGAUUUCACUCCGUUGCCAUCAUCACCAAAGUGACUAUGCCAAAAUGGGGGCAACAGACCAACUCCUAUUUUCCUUGCAUUUUAACUUUUGAUAUUUACACUUUUCUCCAAUUUUACAUCUGUUCUAGAUUUAUAGCUUCUCUGCUUUGCCUUAUAAAAACUGAUCAUGGUUGUCACAAGCCAUAAUAACAUCCAAACCAACCAACCAAGCUACCCUGUUUGACUGGAGAGAAGAGAUCUGCCUUUGUUCAGGUGGAGAAAUAAUGACUACCUCAUACUCUCACCUAGGUUGCAUCUCAUGAGUCUCAAGCAACGUCAUCAAAAUGCUUUGACUCGCCUAUUUAGAUUUAAUAAACAGCUAAGUAGAGGGUGAACAAAUUUUGAUUUCAAGCAUCUUGAGUCCAGACAUGAGGUCGUGACUCCCGGACAAAUGCCAGUACCCCUUAACCAAAAUGCACAGAAUAGAGGUUAAACUCUUGAGCUGCAGUUUCCCUUGUGCUCAGUCUGGCAUGUUAGAGCUGUUUGGCAAGCGGCCUUGCCAGCCUCUUGCACUGCUCGGUCACUGCCACACAUGGAUGAAGAGCCAGUAGGCCUUUGAAGAUAAGCCUGACCCAUUCAAAGCAGCCGACCAUUUGCGCUCUUCAGUAAUAGAGGAGUAGGUGUCAUAAGGCCUCCGCCAAAUUAACCCACACUGGUCCAGGAAUUCUCAAGCUGGCACAGCUCUUCUGUCUAUGUCUUAACUAUUGAGGCUCACACCGAGUGCCAUUAAAACAUGCCUAAGAAUUACUUUUUGACAGGAUGGGAGUAAAAGACUGUGUUUUAUCUAAUUAUGUUGAAUUUACUCUGUAAAUGAUUUUUUUGUCCUCAAAUGUUUUUAACCUACGAGUGCGGUUAUGGCCAAAGUUGAAUAUAUUUUUUGUAAUAGCUAAUGUUUAUUUGAUCAGUAAGAUGUUUUUGUGUAAUAGUUAAAACUCAUAUUUGAUAAACCAGAUCUCCAUGUCAUUUCCAUUUGCUCCGUUUGUCAUUUACAUUAUUGCUUUACAUGUAAGAUCAACCGACUAUGACCACUGCCUAAUUGAUUCAGUCUAGCAUAUAAUACAAUAAUAGGUUUUAACCAGCUUAUUCUAGGCUGUAUACACCUCCUGUUCCUAUAUGUUUCUGGUUAGUGAAAACAUUUCAUCUUGGAAAAGCACCGGGUGAUAUCUGCCUUAAUUUUUCUACCAUGUACAAGCAGUAUAUCUACAAUAUGUUUGGAGCCUAUUAUUUGGUCAGGGGCCUUAUCUAAACCAAAGGCCAGCAGUGCUCCUUUGUCAGAGCUCCUCAUUAUAUUGAUGCAAGUGCCAUGAGACCUUUCUAAUGCUGGUCCAUCCAUCUCUGGGUUUCCUUUUUGUAAUUUUUUAAGAAGCUUUCUGCCUUUGUUCCUGCCAGUAAACACUCUUCUUACAGCCCCCUUUGUAAGACACAGGUGUUAAACUGACGUCUUGUGCGACAAGUCUGUGUGCAUUUGUGAAAUGGAGCAUAGUGCUCGUGGCCCGUAGCUCUGAACAGAUUGUGGUUUACAUCCCUGCAUUGCAUGGUGCAGUGAGGGCAAGGCACUAGCACAACUUGCACAUACGGUUAGCAAGAGCUGCGUUGGUGGAUCGAGCCUUGUCACAUCUGAAGACUUUUAUACAUUUUUAUAAAAUAUUUUAGUAAUGACUGAUCGCUCAUUUGUGCUUUCAGCUGCCAGUAAUAACGGCAGCCCUUUUACUAUGGUAAUUAUUCAUUUACUCACUGAAGCGGGUUAUAUUAUGUCAACCUAGAUCCUGGCCUGUGUAAAGUCUAGAAUAACCGAAGCGCAACACGAGCAGGAGACUUUGUUUAACAACAGCAAUGCGGUUUGAGAUCUGCCAAAGGAUGUGUGACAAUUUCCCAGAUCGGUGUGUGGAGGGUUGAAUGUAAGUGCACAAUAUGUCAAACUGCCGUGAGCUUGUUUUUUGCCAUGUCCUGAUUUCACUCAGAUAAUGCUGUUGAAGUGGAACAUACACCUGUGGGGCUCUCUGACUGUGUCCCGGAGCUGUAUGCUGCCGUGUGCGUGGUACUACGCUUUUACACUGGGAACUUGAUUUGUAGAAAUCUGUUUGUAAUUGUUUUAUAUAUAACAAAAGCAUAUUUGUAUAAAUGAACUAACAGUGAGAUGAUUUUAAAUUAUGCCAAAUAAAAUGGUUAAAACCAGA
Molecule: messenger RNA, 3069 nt
Organism: Etheostoma cragini (Arkansas darter)
Lineage: Eukaryota; Metazoa; Chordata; Actinopteri; Perciformes; Percidae
Gene: rhogd
Product: ras homolog gene family, member Gd
Exons: 2
Coding region: 109-684 (191 amino acids)
Biological process (GO): cortical cytoskeleton organization; establishment or maintenance of cell polarity; regulation of cell shape
Cellular component (GO): plasma membrane; cytoskeleton; cell projection
Molecular function (GO): protein kinase binding; GTPase activity; GTP binding
Source: RefSeq, a predicted model, not a curated record